This is a messenger RNA of Staurois parvus, 627 nucleotides long. The record is from the annotation of a GenBank genome assembly. Lineage: Eukaryota; Metazoa; Chordata; Amphibia; Anura; Ranidae.
GUAGGAAGCAGAGAGGAGACAUUGUUGGAUCUGGCAGCAAAGUAGGUAAUACGUAGAUGAACCCCCUGGCCUACAUGGUUUAGAAGGACACAAGGAUCUCUACAAGGACGUCAUGAUGGACAAUCAGCCGCCCCUCACAUCACCGGAUGGAUCCAGUCAUGGGAACCCACCAGAGAGAUGUCCCCGUCCUCUGUAUUCCCGGGAUUCCACACAGGAAGGUCACACCAUCCCUCACCAUCAUCAGAUGGAAUCCUCGGGGAUGAGAAUAUUGAUGUUAAAGAAGAGUAUAAAGAGGAGGAUGAGGAGUAUGGAGUGAUGGAGGAGUUUUCAGAAGGACACAAGGAUAUGAUGGAGCCACCUAAUACCAGGAACCCACCAGAGAGAUGUCCCCGUCCUCUGUAUUCCCGGGAUUCCACACAGGAAGUUCACACCAUCCCUCACUAUUACAAGAGUGAGAUCCCAUCGAUAUAUAAGUUGAGGUUAAAUCAGAAGAAGAAGAGGCGUAUGUGAGGGAUGAUCAGCAGUCUAUGGAGGAGGAUGGAAUAACGGGGACAUUUAUAGAGGAGGACACUCCUACAGAGAUCAGCACAGGUGGGUCAUGAACACUAUCUAGAUCACCUCUAUGGG